Liolophura sinensis is the source of this 5668-nucleotide messenger RNA. Its product is annotated as SH2 domain-containing adapter protein F-like. NCBI's taxonomy places the organism in Eukaryota, Metazoa, Mollusca, Polyplacophora, Chitonida, Chitonidae. Bases 610 to 2442 code for a protein of 610 amino acids. The transcript has 6 exons. The record is from RefSeq and is a predicted model, not a curated record. Gene Ontology annotation, molecular function: phosphotyrosine residue binding.
GACUUCCUGUGAGAGGAGUGAACAAUGGACAAUCCAUAUCGAAAAUGUCGCUGGACUCGUGAUUUUACGCCGACGUUGCGACAGUUUCGGGGUUGUUUGUAGACGUAAGGCGUACUCUUGGUCAUCAAAGAGAUGUUGAUGUUGUUAAUGCGUGUGUCCCUUGUCGCUAGUGCACAGACAUGGCUGUGAGCUGGAGCGGACAGAGGGCGGGAGCUGAGGCCCGACAGCUUGAUGGUCGCCUGUUUUUCCAUUCACUGUUAUCAGCUGUUUAGCUCUCAAUGAGUCUGCCGAUCUAUAUGCUGUUUAUCUUCCCGUACCCACCACACGGCAUCACCUGCCAAAUUUAGCCGGCUUCCCUCUGCCCCAGGGAGCAGGACCUUUCUAGUCAAGGGAAAGAUGUCAAAGGAUUUGCUUCCAGACCGUGCAGGCUACUUUUUAUUCUGACUUUUGACAGGUCUGCGCGUGGAUCGAAUCUCGUGGUCACGUAUAUAUUACGGUGGAAAACUAGUGCUGAUGAUAUGUUGGUUGUCCGGCCAACUGUCAUCUUUUCUCAAAGAGACUGUGUCCUUUGAAGAUAAUGAGGUGCCAGUGGGAUUAAACUAGUGAACUAUGGCUAGUCAUUUUCUGGAGAAAAUCACCCGCCGUAUUGCAGCGCGAACUUCUUCCUCUGAUGGCUCCCCGACCCCUCCCCCCAUGGCUGGGGACGGGGGACACGGACAUGCGGCCGCAGGGGGUGAAGACGUGGAAGAGGAGUCGCAAUAUAAGGACAUAGAUGUGGCUGUCAAGAUUGGGCGCAGCCCCCCAAGGAUAAAGUCCCAUUCCUCUAGACAGGGUACCCCGCACCCCACCCCACCAGCAAAGACUUCCCCUGACCACGACUUGGAUGAUGACGAGAACAUAGUGAUUGGAGAGUACACGCAGCCUGUGGACGCGUUGUUACCGGCCAACCUGAAGAGCGUGCCUCCGUCAACCCCUAGCGAUGAGGACUACUCAGAGCCGUAUGAGAGCCGCAAACUUUUAGAAGAGCUCCAGGCCCAGGCCUUGCUGCAGCCAAAGGACGUGAGUGAGAUAGCAGGAGGGGUCUAUUCGGAAGCUUACAUGGUUCCUGAAGUCCAAGCCUCUGUCUACAACCUCGCCAAAGAUACCAGCAGUGCCAAACUCGGAGGGGACAGGUUGAGCCGAUUUAGAGCUCAGGGACGCAACUGGGCACAGGGUUCUGCUUCACGCGCACCUGCAAGUACCUCACGGCUGACGUCCGCCUCAAGCGAAGACAAAGAGAACACAGACUCCGAUUAUGACAAGUUAGGUUACGCCUCCGGUUACGACCGCGUGGACGGAGCCAGUGGCGAGCAGUACGGCAGCUUGUAUGUGGAAGGGAGUGCCUUCCGGCCAGUCAAACCUCAGGCGCGUUCCCAGGGGGAAGUGACGUACCAGGACCCCUGGGACCGCAGCACUGCUGAGAAGGACCUCGAGGAGAAGCUGAGCUCACCCAAGUCUCGUCUAGGUGGCACCAGAGGCAUGUUGUCAUCAUCACAUGACACAGACAAUGGGGGUAAGGGUUUCUCCGAAUCUGGGGCCCUCCCUAGUAACUACUGCCAGCCCUGGGAUCUAAAGUCAGCCCAGCAGCAGUUCCAGGAGUCUAUCCACUCCUCCAGAUCCCCGCCCACUCAGAAUUCCCCUGUCAAGCACAGUUCGGGUGUCAGCGGUGGGGCGCGACCCCGCAAGGGCAGUGGGGGACGUAUUAUAGAAGGUGGAGUAUACGAGGCCCCAUGGGACUCAGAAGAAAAACAAAAAGAACUUGAAGAGAAAUUCAAAGCUGCCGAAAUUCAGAAAUCUCCUAAAAAAGAUGGCAGUAAGGAGAGUUCUCCAAAGUCUGGUGUGCGGUCUCGAGCCGUGGAGGACAUUACUGUGUACGAGGAGCCAUGGGAUGUGAGCUCUAAGGGUAGAGCGAUAUCCUCCAUGCUGUCUGGCACAGGGGAACAAAAGGAAUCCUCGGCUCCUAAAAGUCCUGGCUCCAAAGACGGUACUAACACAUCACCCAAGCAGAAGGCUGGCAUCAAGGUGGACAUAGGGGCACGAAUACGCAGCGCCAUUGGGGAGGUCAUCGACCCCACAAUAAAGCUAGAAAAACAAAGCUGGUACCAUGGUACUAUUGGCCGCUCCGAUGCAGAGGCUCUUCUCAGGGUCUGUAAAGAAGGCAGCUACCUAGUGAGGAAUAGUGAGAGCACCAAAACUGACUACUCUCUCUCCAUGAAAAGUUCCCGGGGCUUUAUUCACAUCAAGAUAUCACGUGACAAGGAUUAUAAGUUUAUUCUUGGAGAAAACAGCCAGCCAUUUGAAGCAAUCCCAGAAAUGAUAUUUCAUUACAGUAGAAACCUUCUCCCCAUCAAAGGAGCCGAUCACAUGAUCUUGCUCCAUCCAGUGAUAAAUGAGCUCUUGUGAGAUACAUGGCUGUGGCCAAGUGUAAGGAGCCCUGCUAUUGGCUGUAGUUGGAACUCACUGGAUUCUGUGGAUAACUUAAAUGACAUUAUAGAUCUUGUUGGAUGAUGUGUUUUGACCAAAUAACUUCAGAUCUCAGAUUUCACGUGGACAGCAAGUGAUGUAUUUUAUUAACAGAUGUCAAACUGCCUUCUGGCAGUGAGGACAUGAUCUUUUUUUUUUUUUUUUUUUGGUUGUUGUCCAACAUCAGCAGGUGUGUUACAUUGGAGUGUGCAAAACCAUGGAUAAGACUGCCUCUGUUAUUCUUUGUCAGCUGGUUUGUACGUUGUUGCUGGCCCUCUACAAAUGGAUCAAAGUCAUUUACUGGUUCUUACAGGUCACUACUGGCCGUUCUUUACAGGAUUUAUUUAUAAACUUGUUAUGAACUGGGCUGUCAUUUACCUAAAUGUGGCCAGUAACAAUUUCCAACCCAGCAUAACUUCCAUGAUUCAAAGCGAGUCAUGUUCACUGGACAGCAGAUCAAAAACAGUUACACGUAUUUACAUGGCAACAGUUUUAGUACCUUAUCCAUGUUACCUGCCCAGCUACAUGUAAAUUCAGACAGUUAUACAUGUUACCUGGCAGGAAAGGAGGAAUAACUCCAGCCUUCAUAGUGCAGAGAAAGUGUACAUUAUUUCAGUACUGUUUUGUAUUUGUGAGGAGGGAAAUGUGAAGUUUUAUCGUGAACAGUAUUGGAGGGUGGAAAUCAGCUUUACCAUCUUCAUUCUCACAGAUUUCAUAUGUUUAUCAUUUGUAGACUUCAGUUUUUAUGCUUUUUAAAUACCAUAAAGCUGCAGGGUUAUGGUUGAUGAAGACGAUGUCAGUACCUUACCACAAAGCUUCAGGGUUAUGGUUGAUGAAGACAAUGUCAUUACCUUACCACAAAGCUUCAGGGUUAUGGUUGAUGAAGGCGAUGCCAGUACCCUACCACAAAGCUGCAGGGUUAUGGUUGAUGAAGACGAUGUCAGUACCUUACCACAAAGCUGCAGGGUUAUGGUUGAUGAAGAUGAUGUCAGUACCUUACCACAAAGCUGCAGGGUUACAGUUGAUGAAGGCGAUGUCAGUACCUUACCACAAAGCUGCAGGGUUAUGGUUGAUAAAGACGAUGUCAUUACCGUACCAUAAAGCUGCAGGGUUAUGGUUGAUGAAGACGAUGUCAGUACCUUACCACAAAGCUGCAGGGUUACGGUUGAUGAAGGCGAUGUCAGUACCUUACCACAAAGCUGCAGGGUUAUGGUUGAUAAAGACGAUGUCAGUACCUUACCAUAAAGCUGCAGGGUUAUGGUUGAUAAAGACGAUGUCAGUACCUUACCAUAAAGCUGCAGGGUUUUAUGGUUGAUAAAGACGAUGUCAGUACCUUACCACAAAGCUGCAGGGUUACGGUUGAUGAAGACGAUGUCAGUACAUUAUCAUAAAUCUGCAGGGUUAUGGUUGGUAAUACUUGUUCAUAAUUCUGUCACACAGUUAGCAGUAUUAUCAUGCCUUUUUGUGAACUGUUUGAUCCAUUCAAAAUGAUUUUGUGAUCCCAACAUUUGAUAGCAAAUAGAUUGUGAAUGUCAUUCUGUAGAAUUCAUCAUUUCUGUGUUUUCAUCAAUCACAGCUUCCCAAACUUAAGAAUAAUAAUCCAAGUAGGAUAAAUUAACAUUAUUUACAUCCGUUCCAACAAAUGAUGCAGGGUAUGUAUUUUUAUGGACUUCGUUCCUUACAAGGAAAUGUGGACUAAAGGGAGAUAAUUUCUGGUGCAAGGGGAGACAAGUUUUGAGUUGACACCAUGAAAGCGGCAGUUGUACGAGUUUGCCAGUUUUUAACGCUUUUUCCUCAUUUUAACUGAGUAUGUGUAUGUGGAUUGCAGAUUGCACUUUGUUGGAUUGCAGAAUUACAGGUUUAGAUAUCUUUUUUUUUUUUGAUUCUAAUUUUUGUAAGUACAAACAUUUCUUUUCCAGUAACGUGCUAGUAUGUGAAAAUUAAUGAUUUAAGAUUAUUCCUGCUGGUUGGCAGACAAGACUGUGGUAGUAAGGCUACAGCUUGACAUACCCUGACCAGCAUUGUGAGCUGGUGAGCCCAGAGUUAGAGAAUUUGUAUUUCCAAAGUUUUCUGAAAAAGGUGUAAAACACAAUGUGUACAAACAAUACACAUGUAGACUGUAUUGCGUCAGUGUUUGGUACAUAAUCCUGAAUACAUGUAGAGGCCUGUGAUAACUAAAUAUGACAUUAUACUGAGAUGGUUGUUUAGUUGAGGUCAUAAUUUGUAAUAAAUACAUAAUUAGAAGGCGAGGAUAUACUUUUGGAUUCAGUAUGUGGGACUUGUGAUGGUGAGUCCUCCCUGCAGUGUCUUUGUGGUUAAUGAUUUGUAUCCAACACGUGAAGGUUAAACUUUGUCUGACUGUGUAAUUAGAACUGCAGUUUAUAUUUGUAAUAUUUGUGCGACUAAUGAAUAAAAAAUAAUACUGGCCACCUAGAUAUUGGAAGAACUUUAGCAGUGAGAUUUUGCUGUGGUACGGCUCCGAGAUGGAGAGAUUUCAUGUUGCAUCCACUCACUUGCCCUACCAGUGAAAAUACAAAGAAUUAAGUCCAAGAAGAAAGAAAUCCUGUUUAUGUUAUAAUUAUUUUCUGGCUUUGCUGUCAGGGGGGAUUGCAAUAUUUGUCUUUUCAUUUUUUUUUUCUUCAAAACAUUGUAUUAAUCCAUCUACACACUUGCAGAGAUCUGUUACAGGUUAUUCAAAAUGUAUUGGCAGUUCAGCCAGGUACUAACUGCAGUCUGAACAUAAAUCCCCUAAAUCUCUUUAUUACGACACAACUAGUAUUGCCAGAUCUGUCUUUACUUAGAAUACAUUUUUGGACAACUGGUCCAGGUGGUAACAAAGAGUACAGAUCUGUACCAGAAUGAACUCUCCCUGUUCCAUAUAAACAUCAAUCAAACGCAUUAUGACAAAGAACAAAUCAAGGGAAGAGCAGCAGAUAUGGCACAGUGUGUCUUCAAAGUCAACAGUGUGUUAUUUAUAAGUGUUUUCGAGACUGUUUGUCACAUUACAUCUGACAUGUCCAUGAUAAUCAAAGUAUGUGGAUAUUAUCUUUUGUCUUGUAGAUUUGUUCAGAUUUACUAAGAUUUUAUCCCCCAGGGUUGAUGUUCCAAGUCCACCUACUUUGGACCCUAUGUAAUACAAGUGAAAUAAAUGUAUGGUAUGAAUGAU